AUGUCAGGCGCUGCGCCUCCUGGUUCAGGCACAUCUGCGCAGCCGGAGCAGUCGCCGUCCACUCCAGGAUCCAUGCCAGCUUCCAACUCGCUCCUCGACAUGCUUGCCGGCGCUCCCGCUCGAGUCGUCACAUCACCACCCACGUCGUCCUUCACCUUCUCCUUCCCCGCGCCAUCACGCUCGGCUUCGGUCUGCUCAGCGACCACCAUCACAGGAACCACCCCCACUCCCACCACAACCAGCGUCCCUACGGAUGCCGCCGUCGCCGACUCUCCUGCAACCAUGCCCGGAUCUUCGCGCAAGCAGCCACAGGAUGUGAGCCACCUCAUGCAACAAUUCAUGGCACCAGCUGCUCCGCUCGUCAUCCUGUCGCCCAACGCAAAGUCGGCGGAAUCCAACGAUCCCAUCCCCUCAACCUCACCAACCAAGCAACCCUCUGCAAAGCCGCAGCCAGCCAUCCAGAACAAGGCGCUCCAGCUGCCACCCUCCCCGCCCAGCUCUGUCAGCAGCGCUUCGGGCCCCAAGCUCCGUCAGCCCUCUUCCGGAUUCGACUCGCCUGCCACUUCCUCGCCUCCCAGGCAAAACGCACAGCUGCCUCCCACGGACAAGGACACGGAAACUCCAUCUGCUCCGGCACCUGCUCCAGCUCCAGCUGCAUCACCGUCCGUCAAGACGCCCUUCGACUUUGUCAGUCCCUUCGACAUGCUCUCCUCCAACGACAACCAGAGCGCCGAUACCACUGCCCAGCCGUCAGAGGCUCAGAAGGACUCGAACGAUGCCCCAGCCAAGGAGCCACUCGCUGCAUCCGUGGCAGGCUACGAGGCGGCCGAGGCCGGCUUCGCCAGGAUUCUCGAAAAGCUUUCCGCCUCGGCCGCGCAGAAGAAGCAAGCUUCGCAGCAGCCUGAAGCGUCGCGGCCGGCACCUGAACAGCCAAAACAGGAGGAGGCGCCAGCACCCGCCGCUUCUUCGUCCAAGUCGCCCACGCGCCCGGCCUUCCGCAAGCUGCCCUCGGUGCCCGCCCACCUCGACACGCCGGAUAAGCACUUCCACGCCUCGCGCCAUGCAGCCGUACUCAAGCAGGACGAUGCCUUCGACCAACCAAAGUCGUCCGGCCUCUCGGUCCUCUCCCCCUCGCGCUCCUCCAGCGCACCCAGCAUCGCCACCCUCGACCUCUCCGCGCCGCAGCCCGGCGGCUUAUCCAGCCUCACAAACACAAAGGUCGAGUCGUCCGGCGUCGCGCUCAUCUCUUCGCCCUUCCACUUUCCCUGCAACGUCUCCGCCGCCGGCCUGCUCCCGGCCUCGCGUAUCGCCAACCUCGGCCACAAUGUCGCCUGCUACGCCAUGUCCAAGGGCAAGCUUCGCCUCAUCCACGUCGCGUCCGGUGCAAGGCUUCUCGUCCAGACCCCGGGCAAGGCAGCGAUUCGAUCCAUCGCCGCUUUUGCUUCCAGCGACGACGAUGACACAUUCUUGCUUGCAGCGCUUACCGAGCGAUCCAAGGAGGCUGCCGACGAGGGCGUCGUCUUCUGGAAGAUUCCUGCCUCGUUCGUCGUCGACGGCAAGGACCAGGACUCCCCGCUCCUCAUGGGCCGCAUCACCGCCGACCCGUACAAGAGCCCAUUCGUCUACCGAUUCACCGCCAUCGCAUGGCAUCCAACGCAGCCCAGGAUCGCCAUCUCCACCAGCGACUCCAACGUCAUGGUCGUCGAUAUCGUGCAGCAGCUGCUCCAACAGACACAGCCCGCCUCGCCCUCCAAGAAGUUGCGCUCGCUCUCGGAGCUCGACGUCGACCCGGACAGCAAGGACGUGGCGCACAACGAGCCGCUCUGCGGCUUCGCCUUUACGCCGGACGGUGCACUGCUCGCCACCAUCUCGGCGCCGCUCGAGGGCGACGUCUCGUGGAUCUUGGGAUUCAUGCCUCUCGAUCGCACUGCUGGGCAGGCCAAAGAAGGUGACCACACUUUCCUCAUCAAGUCGCCGCUCCAGGAGCCCAUGAUCAUCAGCCAUCUCUCCUUCAUCACCGACAAGCAGCACCAAGUCCGCGCCGCUCUCGUCGGCUUCAGGUGUAACACCAUCCUCGGUCUCUAUGACAUGGAUUCGCGCGCUUGGAAGCACGUCUUCAAGUUCGACGGGCCGCUGCACGACGGCGACAAGGAGCAUUUCAACCUUGUCCACUUCGAUGCGCACAACAGCACGCUGCUCGUGUGCAACAGCUACCGCUCCUCCAUCUUUGCCGUCCCGCUCGACUUCCAGCCUCUGCCCGAGUUCGACGCAAACACGUCGGCCAAGGCGGAGCUCGAGGCGCGCCUCGAUCAGGGUCUGCUGCCGUGGGGCAUCCAGCUCUCGUAUCCAAUCAAGGAGUUCGCCCUGCAAGAUCCUUGCACCUCGAUCUCGAUCAGCCCCGACGCCGAGGCCGGCAAGCCCUCGAGACUAUUUGUCGCGUUCCCAGAAGGCAUCAGCAUCCUCCGUCUCUUGGUGGUCGAGCCGCCAAAGGAGGAGCCUGCCGCGGAAGUAGAACCCGCCGCAGACUCGGAGCUACCGGCGGAAGAGCCGGAAGCUCAGCCCAAGGAGGAGGCACACGCUCCCGAGCCCGAAGCUGUCUCGGCGCCGGCAGAGGUAGCAUCUACGCCGAGCAAGUCGAGCAAGAAGAAGAAGAAGAGGUCAAAGGUCAACGCCGUGCAGGCCGAAGUGCCAUCCUCUGAACCUCAGCCUGAGGCUGCAACUGGAGACCACGCGCACCCGGUCGAGCCCGAGCUUGAGGCCAAGGAUGUGCCUGCUCCUUCAACGGCCGACGAGGCCCAUUCUGCACAGCACCCUGCACCUGUCGCGACCCCCGUCGAAUCGCGCGCCUCCGUCUCUGCUUCGCACAUCGAUGCUACUCUUUCCGACACGGUCACUGUGGCCGUUCAUGACGCCGUGGCAGCCAGUGUCGGCGAUGGCUUCCGCCACAGCAUCGAGUCGGCUAUCCCCAAAGAGGUCGAGCGUCUCAUCAGCUCCACCGAGCUCAAGGCCGAGCUCACGCGCAACAUCGCCCAGACCAUCCUGCCCGCCGUGCAGCGCACUGCGAUGGAGGUGGUCAGCCGCGUGCUCGCUCCCCACUUUGAGGACGUCAUGACGCAGGUCUCGGAGCGCGCUGAGCGCACCAUCGUCUCCGAGAUGACAAGCGUCCGAAAGUCGCUUGUCGCCGAACAGAGCGAGUCUCUGCGCGACACGGAGAAGACAAUGCAGGCGAUGCACGCCCGGAUGGAAGAGAUGUAUCAGUGGAUCAAGGAAAUGUAUGCACGCCCUCAGCCGGCAGGCAGGUUCGCCGAGCUCGACGAGAGCGAUCCCGCGUCAGAAGCGGAAAAGGAACGUCGAGUCGUUCCCGCCCCAGUGCCCGCUCACAGCGACGCUGGUGCGGUGAUCAGCACCGAGACGGCAUCCAGUGGUGCUCUUGUGCCAGCUCGCAUCCCGUCCAAGUGCAAGCUGCCGGAGCGCGUAGCGAUCAUCGGCGCCGGCCCUGUGGGCUGUCUGGCGGCGCUUGCGUUCGCACAGCGCGGAUGCAAGGUCGACGUGUUCGAGUCGCGACCCGACCCGCGCACGGACGAGGCGGUGGCACGCGCGUCGCAGCGCAGCAUCAACCUUGCGCUCUCGACGCGCGGCAUCUCGGGCCUGCGCAGCGUCAGCCUCGUCGGGCUGGGCAAGUAUACGUCCGACGGCACCGAUCUUGCCGACCUCGUGCUGCAGAAGUCGGUGCCGAUGCGCGCGCGCAUGAUUCACGUGGUCACCAGACGCGCCAGCGCCGGGCGCAAGGCCGAGGUGCGCGAGCAGAGCCAGCUGUACAGCACCAAGGGCGAGUGCAUCAACUCGGUCGACCGCGGCCGCCUCAACAACAUCCUGCUCGACCACGCGCUCAUGCACCCCAACGUGCACGUCCACUUUGAGCACAAGCUGCAGAGCGUCGACUUUGACCACGACUCGCGCACCGCUGCCAAGAAGGCCAGGGCGGGCCAGAAGCAAUCGAGCAGCAAGAGUGGCACGCGCGCAUCCGAGCGCGUCAAGCUCGAGUUCGACGUGCACACCGCCAACGAUCGCGCGAGCAGGAGGAGCGUGGUGCACCUGGCGUCGUUUGUGCUCGGCUGCGACGGUGCGCACUCGUCCAUCCGCUCGGCCAUGGGCAGUCUGAGCCGCAUGCACUACACGCACAACUACAUCGACACGGGCUACGUCGAGCUCUCAAUCCCGCCGCGUACGUCGCUCGGUGCCGGCUCGCGCGCGCGCGGCGACGGCGGCCUGGACGGCAAGCCAGGCGGCCACGAUGCGUUUGAGCUCGACCCAAACCACCUGCACAUCUGGCCGCGCCACUCGUUCAUGCUCAUCGCGCUUCCCAACCAGGACGGCAGCUUCACGUGCACGCUGUUUGCGCCGUUCAAGAUGUUCAGCAAGGAGCUCGCGACGCGCGAGGGCAUCGUCGCGUUCUUCGACGAGCACUUCCCCGACGCGCUGCCGCUCAUUGGUGCCGACAAGCUGGUGGCUGCGCUCACGUCGCGCCGUGCGUCGGCGCUGGGCAGUGUGCAGUGCGAUCCGUACCACUACAAGGACCGCGCGGUGCUGAUUGGCGAUGCGGCGCAUGCGAUGCUGCCGUUCUACGGCCAGGGCCUCAACUGCGGCUUUGAGGACGUGCGUGUGCUGUUCGAGAUGAUCGACUCGAGCCAGGGGCUCGAGGGCGCGCUCGAGGAGUAUACGCACACGCGCCAUCCGGAUCUCGUCGCCAUCCGCCAGCUGGCGGAGAACAACUACCGCGAGAUGGCGCACUCGGUGGUAUCGUGGCCGUACCUGCUGCGCAAGAAGGUGGAUGCGCUGCUGAUGGCGGUGCUGCCGACGAGCAUGUGGAGCAGCUUGUACGCGAUGACGACGUUCAGCGACUUGCCGUACGCGCAGGUGAUCAGGACCGAGCAGAGGCAGCAGAGGAUCCUCGGGCAUGCCGUUGCGUCGGGCGUGCUGGCUUUGUUGACGGGCGCGGCUCUGGGCGUGUACCGCACCCGCGGCGUGUGGCAGCCCCUCACUCGGCGCUGGAUCGAUGCGGUCAACACGGCCAACUAG
Molecule: messenger RNA, 5079 nt
Organism: Moesziomyces antarcticus
Lineage: Eukaryota; Fungi; Basidiomycota; Ustilaginomycetes; Ustilaginales; Ustilaginaceae
Exons: 1
Coding region: 1-5079 (1692 amino acids)
Biological process (GO): L-tryptophan catabolic process; NAD+ metabolic process; quinolinate biosynthetic process
Cellular component (GO): mitochondrial outer membrane
Molecular function (GO): NAD(P)H oxidase H2O2-forming activity; protein binding; kynurenine 3-monooxygenase activity
Source: RefSeq, a predicted model, not a curated record